UACAAGUUUGCGCGUGUUGUAAAGCGAAUAUAUAUAAAAGUUGAAGUUAAGCAAUUACUUUUAAUAAUAAAAUAAAUCCAGGAUUUUGUUAGGAAAAAAGAACUAAAUACUACUAUUUGAAAUGCCUAAACGUGGUGGGCAACGAAAUAACAAUUAUAACAACAAUGGAAAUAGAUUUGGUUCACUGAAUUCGUAUUCGGAUGAGCACGAUGAUCGAACUAAUAAAGAGAGAUCAACUACUCGAAGAGUUAGUUUCAAAGCUUCAUGUUUGUUCCAAAAUAAGAAUGUUUUCAAGAAUCGAUUGGCAGACAUGGCCAUUCAAAAUAGAUUGGAAGAAGACGAGGAUAUGGGUGGAUCAAGGCAAUUUGAAGGUGGUCGUUCGGAUCGAGGAGGAAGGAGAAAAGGAUCGCCAAUACCAAGGGGAAAGUUUGGUGGCAGAAAACUUUUGCCGAAUUCUUUUGGAUGGUACCAAAUCACGAUAAAUUUUGGUCAAAAAUAUAACAAAGAUGAAGUUAUCCGACAAAUUCUGGCCGCAAUUUACCCCGAAGUUUUUAUUCCGUUGUAUUGGCGAACAGAAAAACAUGGUGUCAUCUUUUAUGUGACGGACUUUAGAGUUGCCGAAAUUCUGCAGAGUGCCGAUCGAAAUAUUCAAAUGCAUGAUGGAUUCAAGUUACCAGUCCGUGUCCGACCUGGGACUCCUCAAGUGCCAAUCGAUGAACAAUAUAAGGAAAAGAUAAAACUUGCAAUGGCCAAACGUUAUAAUGCCAAUACAAGAGCUCUAAAUUUAUCUAAAUUCAAUGCGGAUCCUGAUUUUAAGGAUAUGUUUCUCUCCUUAGCUAGAUCACCAAUUAUGUCGGCUGUAAUUGAUAUUAUUGAAAAGAACAUACCUGAAUUGGAAGCAUUAAAUCUAAAUGACAAUCAAAUGGUUACAAUGGAGAGUUUUAAAAACAUCGCACAAAAAUUGCCGCAACUUAAAGUUUUAUAUCUCGAAGAAAAUAAAAUUCCAUCACUUGCUCAUCUAUUGGUGUUCCGAAAUGCGAACAUAACAGAAUUGGCCCUCAAAAUGAAUCCAUUGCGAUCGCGUUAUAAAGAUCAAUCCCUCUAUAUAAGUGAAGUACGCAAAAAGUUUCCAAAGCUUGUCAAGCUGGACGGUAAGGACUUGGAACCACUAAUUCUUUUUGAUGUAAAUGACACAGGGUCAUUGCCAAAGCCGAAGGCGUCGUUCUUAUGUGAUGCUUCGGGUGCAGAUAUUAUCCGGCAGUUUUUGGAGCAAUAUUUUAUCAUAUUCGAUUCAGAUAAUCGACAACCCCUUUUGGAUGCAUAUCAUGAACAAGCAAUGUUAACAAUUGCUUUGCCGCCAAUUAGUCAAUCAGGAAGGCUUGCCGCAUUUUCAAAAUUGAAUCGUAAUUUAAAAAGAAACAACACGAACGUUGACAUUGAAAAAUGGCGUUACGUAAAGUAUGGAAGAUUACCAGUUGUGUCAACCCUAGUUGAAUGGCCAAAGACGUUACACGAUCCACAAUCAUUUACUGUAGAUCUGACCUUGUUUACUCCAAAAUUAAUCUCUUUCACUGUAGCGGGACUUUUUAAGGAGUUCGACGUUGAUACUGGUGCAAGUACGAGCACUAGUAGCAGCAAUAAUAACAAAACAGAAAUUCGUUACUUCCAGAGGCAAUUUGUAAUUGUUCCUGCGGGCAGUGGUUUUUGUAUAAGAAAUGAGUUGAUAUUUCUAACAAGUGCAACAUUUUUACAAAUCAAAAAGGCUUUUAAACCACCAGCAGAAAUUGCUCCUGUACAAAAUACCCCAAUUGGGCUACCUCCAAUAGGAGCACCUGGAGGGCUGCAAAAUAGGUUACAAGUUGGACAGCCAUCUACACCGCAAGUUGCGAUGAUGGCACCACAAAUGGCUGCUGGCAGCAAUAUACCCGAUGAAGCUACAAAAUUACAAAUGAUACAGGCGAUGAGCAGCCAAAGUAACAUGAACCUGGAAUGGAGUAGAAAAUGCCUUGAAGAAACUAAAUGGGACUUCAAUCACGCAGCUUUUGUGUUCGAUAAACUACAAAAAGAGAAUAAGAUACCAGCGGAGGCUUUUAUUAAAUAAAUCAUUAAAUGAUAUCGUGUCCCUCAAUUUUAUACGUUGCGAUAGUUCUUAACUUUGAUAGAAUUACAUAUACAUAAAGAAAGCAAAUAGUGUUUGAAAAUCUUGAAUAGGUGUUAAAUACUGUUAUAAGAAAACAAAAUUAUAGAAAAAAUAAUUUUAAUUAUUAAAAUGUAUAAAAGUAAAUAAAAAUCAAAAAUCUAUUAUUUUAAUGUAUUCAGUUCAAAUUAAUUAGAGAGUGAAUAUAUACAAAUUAUCAUUGUCUUAUCACUCUCUAUUUCAUUUCAAACAAAUUAAAGUUAAGUUUUAACCCCCAUUUCAAGUAAUUGGAAAAUUAAAAAUGUACAAAAAUAAAAAAAAAAUAUUUCCUAAUGUUUCUUUUGUUAAAAUUAGGAAUAGUUUGAAAAAUCUGUAGUUUAACCUUAUUCAAAGUUACUUUAAAAGUUAAGCUUAACUAUAUUAUUUGAAAUAUCAACAAAUUUGAAAGCUUCAAUAAUUGAUCAUGUUGCGAGGCAAGCACUUUUGAAGUGACAAUUGAUAAAGGUAUAACUUACUUUUUUUUUGUACUGAACACAUUUUAACAAUAAUAACAAAGACAAAUAAUAUAUUUUGGUAUUUAAUUUUGUCAAUUUUUAUGUCCAACUUCUUGUAAUAUUUAAGUUGAACGUAUCUAGGGAAAAUAAAUGUAUUGUUUUUUAAAUUGUUUAUUUUUUAUAUUAACUUGUUGCAAAUAUAGUCUGGUUUUGAUAUAGAAAUAGUUUUAAAAGCUAGAUUUAUCUGACGUUAAUAUAUUUUUUUGCUCAAUCGCCAAUUAUUAAUUUAAGGAUUUAAAUAUAAUUUUUAGUUGAUCUUAAAAAUAAACCACAAGGAUUGAAGUAAUGAAAA
Eupeodes corollae is the source of this 2983-nucleotide messenger RNA. It is a transcript of the gene sbr, whose product is annotated as nuclear RNA export factor 1. Lineage: Eukaryota; Metazoa; Arthropoda; Insecta; Diptera; Syrphidae. Gene Ontology annotation, cellular component: nucleus; cytoplasm. The transcript has 11 exons. The coding region runs from base 122 to 2101 and encodes 659 amino acids. The record is from RefSeq and is a predicted model, not a curated record. Gene Ontology annotation, molecular function: RNA binding; protein binding. Gene Ontology annotation, biological process: poly(A)+ mRNA export from nucleus.